Molecule: messenger RNA, 1755 nt
Organism: Tarenaya hassleriana
Lineage: Eukaryota; Viridiplantae; Streptophyta; Magnoliopsida; Brassicales; Cleomaceae
Exons: 7
Coding region: 1-1755 (584 amino acids)
Source: RefSeq, a predicted model, not a curated record
AUGACAAGUUCUGGGUCUUCGUCACAAUCCUCGAGCGAAAGUGAGAGCCGUAUGGAGAUUUCGGAAUUAGAUGGACACAAGGCGCCGUAUAUCUACAAACUUGAUCAAAUUCAGUUUUGCCCGAAGAUAAAUACGAGAUGUUAUCCGGCUCAGACACUGAAGAAGCUGAAAGACCUACUAACAAACGAGGAAUGGAUGUACUUUAGCAAAGAGUCACAGUUUCAGCAUCUGUUUCACACCAAAUUCGAAAAGACACUGAAGAUGGCACCUGCUGCAUUCCUCAUCAACCACGCAGUGUUGCUCGAGGAUGAUUGGUGGGAGUACAAAAGGAAAGACAAGUUCAGACUGAAGAUGUUUGAGAAUCGGAAAGUGUCUAAGCAAAACGUUCUUAGACAACUUGAGAAGACGCCACUCGAUAAGGUUGCUGAUCGGAAGAAAUUGGCCAUCGUGAUGAUACUCGGAGGGAUUCUGGACCAUGGCACCACAGAAGAUAGUAUCAACAAUGAUUUGGUGGACAUGGUGAAUGAUUUGGAGUUCUGCGAAAGGUUUCCAUGGGGACGAUAUACAUUUGAAAAGAUCAAUGAGCAGAUACGGAAAAGUUUUGCGAGUGGCACUCCGAAGGAAAAAUGGCACUGUCGGGGAUUUAUAAUACCCCUUAUGUUGCUUCCAUUCGAAUGUAUAUCCGGCUUGGGUUGCAAUGGGUGGUAUAAAGAUGUUGAAGAAGCAGAUUCGGGGUGUCCUAGAAUGUGCAAGAAGUCCGUGAAGGCAAACGUCCGCUGGACCUUUGGUAAUGUCAUAAAAAAGAUUGGAAAGAAAUCAGAGAUAGAAAGCGGUGAAGAAUCACUUCUUUUUGAUUUGGAAGGGUAUGAAGGGAGUAAAGAUGCAAAGGUUCAAUUUUGGAUGCAACAUCUGAAAAAGAACCCGGAAAGCAUAUGUUGGAAGAAGAGUCGCGAUGCAGAGUUGCAUUGCAGAAAGUCAUUGGAGACGAAAAGGAAGGGUAAGCGCAAAGUAUUGAUAGACGAUGAUUCAGAGGAAGUAGAUGAGAAAGAAGAUGAAGAAGAAGAAGUACAAGAACGAGAGCAGCAGCAACGACGACAACAACAACAACAACAACAACAACAACAACAACAACAACAACAACAACAACAGAGGGCUUUUCGUCAUGGAGUAACGGGGCUGUCACAUAUUGAAGCAUUGAAGGAAUAUAUACAGCUGGAAAUAAAAGCGUCUGAGAGUCGAAUCAUCGAUUCUGUUGGGGAUAUAGUUCGACGGCUUUUCAAGGACGCUGGGUUCCUUUUUGAUCCAGCUACGAAGAAUCCAACAGAGCCCAUAAUUUUGAGGACAAGUCCGAUAGAUCUGGACAAUGUGAGGAUGAGCCCAACCUUCAAAGAACCAGAGUAUGCAGAAGCAAAACCGACAAGUCCGAUAAAUUCUGUUGGGACUGAUGAAUAUUAUGAUAAGGCAGAGGAAGAAGACUUUAUAUUGCAGUCUCGAGAUGGGACUCCUAUGGCUGCCUCGCCCAAGAAUGCACAUAAAGGAGAAGGGUGUUCGGGACUUGACACAAUUGUGGCUACUAUUACUGCACAAGUAGGAAGCGAUGGUGAUAAGGAUAAAGGUCACGAUGAUAAUGAUGAUGGUAAGAUGAUGAUGGGGAUGAUGAUGGGGAUGAUGAAGAAGAUGAUGAUAAAGAUGAUGAUAAAGAUGAUGAUCAAGAUGAUGAUCAAGAUGAUGAUAAAGCCAAUGAGGAUGAUGUAA